CGAAUAGACGAGUUGUUCGGUCAUGGAUUGUUUUUUACUAUAUUUUUAAAAUGAUUUGGUGUGUGAUCAUUUUGUGUUUGUGUUUCACCGGAGCUGUUUACGGAUCAGGAAAUUCACUGAAAGACCCCUACAUUUGCGGACCACCGUCUUGCACACCUACGGAAAAGUUCAAAUAUCUGCCAGAUGUCAUCUACAACUAUGACUACAAAGUCAAUAUCGAGACUUACUUCAAUGGAUCAAGCAAUAACAGAUCUACAUUGGAUAUUAGCGCUCAAGUGUCAAUGCAGUUCGUAACUCCCUGCGAAGGAUUACUGCAGCUGAAAGAUGUAAAACUCAUUGACCAGGAUGAGAACUAUGCUGUUGAGAGAGCUGAAAAGUUCAUACAUGCUGUAUCCCUUUUCGAUCUUAGGUUCGCAUUUCACGAUGGAAUUAUAUCGGAAGUGUGUCCCAACGAGCUGGAGGAAGACUGGGUGCUCAACUUUAAGCGAGCCAUUCUGGCUCUCUUUCAGAACAGCAUGAAGAGGUUCGACAUCAACUUCAAAGGGAUUGAGCAAGACAUUCACGGCUCGUGUAAAGUGGACUACACAGUGAGAGGUCAGGAAAAUACGAGCCUGAUCCUGAUGAAGAGCAGAGACCUGUCGCUUUGCACAAACCGCUACAAGUACAUGUCUAUUUUGCAGACUGUGCGAUAUGAUUUCCAAAGCAAAUUCCAAACCUGGCCGGUACUAAAAUCGGAAAGCAAAUGCCGCAUCGCAGUGGAUCACCAUAUUUACAAAUCUGUUAACUGCCGUGAGCGCCAUCUAUUCGAACCUUUUUCGAAUCGAAACUCAGGCGGCUUGAGUACCGUUAUACAGAAUUUGAAGUUGAUUAGUGAAACUAAUAAAACUGAUUCGGAGAUUCUCGACUCGCAACCUAAAACGUGGACAAUGAUAAACCGACGGGCGAAUCUCAUACAUCAUCACACCCCUUCUGUUCGCGGUGACUCCGGAGAACUCAAGUCCGCUAGAGACGUACUCAAGAUGCUUUGCGCAGAAAAGCAUAACACCGACGACGACGCUCUACCUACAACGGUAGACGAAAACAUGGACAGUGGAUCCACAGUUGGACUUUGGGGUCGUUUAGUCCGCGCUGCAAGACCGCUACAUUACCCAGCGCUAGCGCAACUCUUAACUCGCGCACCUACUAUCUGUGAAGGAGCUACCAAACACAUAAUGGAUGCGCUACCGUACAUAGCGAGUGCGGGUUCAGUAGAGCUGAUCAAGGAGAAGAUACUGGAGAACAAAGUCGACAAGGACACUAGACACGAGUGGCUCAUGUCUAUGGCCAUGAUACCUCGCCCUAAAAUCGACAUGUUAAAGAGCAUGCUAGAGCUACUACAAAAGCAAAGAUACGACAAAGUGAUAAGCUUCACUGUGUCUUCCAUGGUGCAUUCCUAUUGCAAACACAGUGGAAAACAAUUGCGUGAAUGUUGUGAAGAGGAAAUACCAAUGAGUAUCCUCGUCGAAUUUCAAAACAUCGUCAAUGAAGUCGUCGGCAAGGGUAUUCCGAAUACUGAUCGCACUGACCAGAACAACUUGGUAAUAGCUAUAAAAGCGCUAGGCAACAUUGGAGGUUUCAAGCAAGACUUCGCAGACGUCCUUAUGAACAUUGUGGGAGAUGCGUUUGUGCCAGUGCCCAUUCGUCUGACAGCAAUUGAUGCUUUUCGGAGGACGCCUUGUCUUGAGACCAGAGAAUACUUCCUGGAGACUUUCCGUGAACACUAUGUGAACAUAGAAAUCCGCCUCGCGUCAUAUCUUCAAGUGAUGAGAUGCCCUAACUUAAGCAUCAUGCGCAAAAUAUUCCACGCUCUGAGGAACGAGCCAGUCAAUCAAGCGGCAACAUUUGUCUGGAGUCACUUGAACAAUCUCGGACAAUCGUCGCUGCCGUCCCGCGUGGAGAUACAAGGCAUGCUGUCAGGGCACACUAUGCCGCAGCUCGAAGACAGCCCCGACUUCAGGACGUUCUCAAGGAACUAUGAACAGAGCGUGUUCUUCGAUCAGUAUAAUGCUGGUGGCAACUACGAAGCCAACGUAAUCUUCUCGCCGGACUCCUAUAUCCCAAGAUCUGUGUCGCUCAACUUGACUGUCGACAUGUUUGGGGAGUCUAUCAACUUGUUGGAGCUCAAAGCCCGCGGUGAAGGCUUCGAGCGCUACUUCGAAAGCAUAUUCGGUAAGGACGGCCCACUGAGCAAGUCAAAAAUCAACGAUCAAAUAAACAACAUCCGCUUUUUACGAUCUCUGAACAACGCUGACGAAGCUAAAAGGAAAAUCGACGAUUUAGGCUACAAAAACGAAGCUUUGAAACAUCAAUAUCCAAUGGCGGAAAUUGCUAUAAAAGUGUUUGGCAAUGAAAUCUCUUUCUGGAGUGCCGAAGGCGAUGAUGAAAUUAGGAAGUCUUUGGAGAGAUUGAACCCGCAACUGUGGAUGUUGAAGAUACUUUCCGGGAAGGAAAUAUCAUACAACAAAGCGUCCUUGUUCCUGGACACAACAUUCUCCGUACCAACGGGAUCAGGCUUCCCUCUCAGUCUAAACCUCAUGGGAACAAGUUACAUCAACACCAAAAUGUCAGGCAAUGUUGUACACAAGUUUAGAGAGUCCAAGAACCUGGAUUUUGAAGGACAAAUUAGACCUAGUGUGGCCAUAAACAUAGUAGCAACCAUGGCGGUAACCGCAGGAGGGCUAAGUUCCAGUGGUAUCAGGCUGAACACUCGUCUCUACACCGCCACAGGAGUCGAAGCCAAACUCAGCGUGCGCGGCUUUAACUUAGUACGACUGGAUUUGUCUCUACCAACACAGAAACAGGAAAUAUUUGCUGCGAAGUCUGAGCUGAUAAUCCUUCACGGAGAUCAAGAGCUGCAGCAGCAAGGUCUGAACAAGAACAGGAUCGAGCAGAACACUUGCAGUUGGUCCACAUUCGACAAAGCUAUUGGCAUUAAAGUCUGCGCUGCUUAUCAGUUCCCGAACAUGACGAACAUAAUGAACGCACCGUAUUUCCUCAUGAGCGGACCCGCAAAGUACAUUGUGUCUUUGGAGAAGGCUGAUCCGUCUGCUAAGAUUUAUUCAUUUCUUUAUAAGUCUGACAGUAAUGAAAGUACUACUGAAGUUGGAUUCUCUUUUGAUACUCCUAAUAGCAAGGAAAAGCGCAUGUUCAACGCAAACAUAAUACUUUCAAAUACAACCAGCACAGCGAAAGUUUCAUUUCAAUCAGCUGAAAGUACAAUGGAAGCCAAAGCGUUAUACAGAAACCAACCAUAUGACAAAUCGUUAGAGGCUAGUUUAGAUGUGAAUGGACGGAAACAGUUUGAUACUCUAAUGUCUAUAAAGAGACAUGAUAUUAAGUAUGGAUAUGUAUGGGUGCCGCUCGCUUAUUGGGUGGUUAAUGAUGUGAAAGUGGCUGAAUUGUCUGGAACUCUGCAAGUAAAAUCAAAAGGCGGUAUAACACAAUGCGAUAUCCAUGCGGAUUUCCAAACGAAGCAACUCGCCAGUCGUUUAUUCGGUUACUACACAAUAAACGGCCCUACACACGGAACGAAGUUGCAGCUCGAUUAUCAAUUUUAUAAGAAUCCUAGGCAAACAGUGAAAUUGGAAGGAGUGUGCAGCAAAAGAAAUGCUGGAUUCAGAAGCGAUCUAUAUGCAGAUUUGUCUAUGGACUUCACAGCUUACCCUGUCUACAACUUUUACGCGAUCUUUAGAAAUAUGAAAACCCAAAACCACAUAGACAUACGUUUCAACGUGAGCUCGUCAAGAGAGCUCAAGGAAAACCCAGCGUUCUCAUUUGACUUCAUCCGCGUGGACAAACUAGUAGGCGUGAAGCUUGACACACGCCUUACGGUUGCCAGACCACGACCCGUUAAGAUGCAGUUUAGUUUCGAAGAGAUUGGUCCAAAGUACUCAGUGCUAGCAGAACUAAGCUUCAAUCCUAAGUCUCGAAAGAUUGAAGUAUCCGGAACGCUAUUCUAUCCUCCCGGAACACAGCUCUAUCUGGACGCGGAGCUCAAUAUGACACUGCCCACGUUAUAUCCUUGCACUCUUAAGGCAAAGGUGCAUGAGAAGCAGCCAAAAGAAUUCCAAGUAAACGCAGUCGGUGUGUGGUUCACUGGCGUAGACUUCAACAUAGACGCGUUAUAUCAGGAUCAAUCAAAAACCAACAUGGCGUCGCAUCGUCUAAAACUUUUAAUGAACAGUAAACACUUUAAAGACAUUGCUGUCGAUGCGAGAUUUACUCAAGAUAAUCGACAGAUCACAUUCAUCGGUCAGGGCGAAUACAACGACGACAAAUACAGAACACUUAUGCGCUACAUACUGCUAUCUACGCAGAAUUUCACGGCGUACGCAGAAUUGGACGUUAACGGGAAGGCUUACAGUGUGAAUUUGAACGCUGAUCUCAAUAAUAACACUAAUUUUAAUAUGGAUGUUCAUUUUGACCAAUUGCGUGAUCUUCACCUCUCCUACCAACGCUGGGCAACCCCAAAACAAAAACGCUUAGCGGCUGCAUUCAACUGGGACGCCAACAGAGACCCAUCGCAAAAAGUCAGCAUUGACAUUCAGCUAGACAACAAGGGAACCUGGCAUCAUGGCGGUUACGUCACUUUUUACUAUCCCGGACGACUUGUUAAUGGAGAUUUUGAAUUUCUACUUAGAGACUGGUUCUGCCAAUGGCACGUCCGCACAAGCUGGUCGAAUGAAGCAAACAUCUUGUGGCGCGUCAAAAUGUACUCAGAAGUCAACAACGAAACCGUCUACGCUUUAAUAUCCAGCUUGAAGACGCCUUUUGGUGGCUGGCAGGAUACUAGCUUUAAUGUUAUUUGGCGUUACCACGACAAUCUCCAAGCAAUAAACGGAAGUAUGAACUGGCAGGAGGACUACCUCGCCUUCAGUUUGCUAGGAGAUUAUCUGUUCAAAGCUAACGAGUUUUCGGGCGAAAUCAGCGCGAUCAUCAAUUCGACUAUACCCACUUUACCUAGAGCCGCUGCGAUCGCUAAGCAUAAGCAGAUUUGGAAGAAGGAAGCCGAGACUUUAUUAAGCUUUCAGUACAACGAAGACGGACUCCUUAUGAUAAAAUCGUCUUGGAAAUUGGAUAAAGGAGAAAAGGAGAACAACGUUACUGGCACUGUUAAAUUAAUAACUCCGUUCAAAGACUACAGAAACGGGCAGCUGGAUACAAAAUUCAGACUUGGACACAAAAGAGAUCUCUACGGUGUCACUCUACUGCAGUUAGAGAAGAAAAUUGUCAACAUUUACGUUACUGGUCACAUGCGUCGCAUAACCAACUGCAUGCUCACUGUGAACGUGACCAGCCCCAUGGCGCUGGAUUUGGGACAAACGACGGCGCGAUUCGGUUUCGUCGAAUCUGAUAGACAUUUAGUCGCUAUGGUGGUUACUCCAAACUCUGUUACAGGUAUCGAAGUAUUACUAAAGCUGUACAGUCUUCAAGACUUCCACAUAUUCGGCCAUGUUGCUCUACCCAUACAAUAUCUGAACAGGGCUAUGGUUACUGCCAAGCGAGCUACGGAAGAGGUCGAUUUUCGCGUAGGCUGGGGGACCAUGGACUUCGGUUUCACAGGCAUAUGGCAAUGGCGAUCACCGAUCAACUUUGUUUAUCUAUACAAACUGUACACACCGUUGGAAGGAUUUGAAGAAAACGGUUUAGUGCUUAAGAAUGUAUACGGCCCGGGACUGGAUACUGAAUUGUCUAUACGACUUUCUAAACACAAGUUCGGCAUAGCAAUUCUCCUAAAAGACAAUGGCAAGGGUCUUGUAGAAGUUCUCCAGGAAAAGUUCAAACACAAAACGGAAUUACACGAUACACUCAUAGAUAAUUUCGAUACGACUGGUCGCGUCGUACUCGACACCUUAUACUAUCCUAGUAUCACUUUCAACGCGCAUCUUACGAAGUUCGUAGGAGUCGACGAAGAAGAUAUCCUGGAAGUGAACGCGACCUUACACCUUCCUAACCAACCGCCUAUUGUGUUAACGGACAUAUUUGUUCUAGAGACCUACACAAUAAUGCAAAACACAUUGACCCUUGUGACUCCAUUUCCAUCGAUCAAGGAGCUGAAGUCAGUGUACACGGUCGACAUUGAGUUAGGUGCAAAGUUCAACAUCACUUGCACUACGUUGCUUUAUAAUAGUACAUAUUGGCAUGAGAUAUCCUACAGAGUAUUCUACGAGUACGAAUGCGGGGAAGACGACACGUACCAAUCGUACCUCGCUUCAUUAGGAAUCGUGACGCCUUUGCCGGUGCUGCCGGCGCUUGACGCUCAAGUUUCUGCACGGCUGGAAGACGCACUGUGGAAAAUGUCCGCAGAUAUCUCUAUGCCGUCGUUCACUGUUGCCGCAAGAGGACGCCUUGAGCUAGACGACCCAUUCGUAGAAACAUCAGGCAGUUUGAAUUUGACCUCGCCGUAUCUGGACGACUACUAUAUCAAAAUGAUGUUCAAGAAAGACUUCUCGGAUGCCGAGAACUUGAUCGGUGGCGGAAUACAAGUUGAGCAGGGAGAACAUAAUAAUUAUCUAUUCGCUGAUGUAACCUGGCGGCCGCCACCAAACCGCUAUAUGUUCUUCAAAGCCCGUGGCGCGUUGGUCCCUGUCCUUUCACCCUCUGAUGUAUCAAUAUUGUACAACCAAGAUGACGAACAUAAAACGCUGACUGUGGAUUUAAACAGCGAGAAUAACACUUACUCGCUUAAGGCUGACCAGAGACAGUCGAGUUUUAGCGCUGCGUUGAGUACACCUUUAGAGAAAUACAGGGCAAUGAAAAUCAUAAGCGAAUUCGAAGGCGACAACAUUCGAGGCUCGUUUGUAACAGACUCGAUUGAGUAUGGUAUCACAGGAAAAGUACUCAGCCGAGAACCGCUUCAUAUAUCACUAACUUUAGUGCCAAAGGGAAAAGGCGAGCCAUCAACGAUGACCAUAAAGUUCGAAAACUCGCCCACACUAUACGGCCUGUCCGCCCACCUCGCUGGACCAGUGCAAGCCACUGUACGUGCCAAAGCAGAGUUCCAAAAUAACUUCACUGAUAUUAACUUCAAUGUCGAUAUACCCCGUUCGAAAUACAAAGAGAUCUACUUCAAGUCUCGCGUGGACAUCUACCCCGACCUAAGGAGAGUAGUGACUGUACAAGCCGCUACCCCCUUGAAGAGGUUGCAGUUUGUCAAGGGAGAUACUGAUUUCGUAUUUGGUCCUAAAACAGGAUAUUUGCUGUGUAAGUACGAGCUACCAGACAUGAAAGGCGAUGGUGAUCUCAAAUGGAGCUUUUUACUUGGAGACCUGUACAUAAAGGAUGCAAAACAGGCAACGGUAUUUCACCUCUACGACGCAACGAAGUUCAACGUAACCGGAAAACUAGAUGUAUACACGUACAACAUUGGCAAGAAUCUCAAAUUGACUGCUAUACACGGAAAUCGAACUUGGACAUUCGACAAUAACUACGAAACUGUCGACCAUGAGCUGAAACAGGGUAGCAAAGUGACAUGGGCUGAAGAUGUUUGGCUGAAGUACAAUAUACAUGUUACUAAUUUGACUACUUCGGACGAAACUGAGUCCCAGCAACUAAUAAUGAAUGUGUGGUAUCCUUUGCGAACGUUCAAUUUAGUCGCAUUAUACCACUUGCAAGACUCGCUACUCGACGGUAAGGCGACUCUUAGCUGGAAUGUGAAGGAUGAGAAUAAGACGGCCGAAUUGAAUGGUCGGUGGGAAAGCCCGCCUCAGACUGAGGGCAGUUUGCAUUUUGUGGAUUUGUCGCUUUCGCAUCCGUCAUUCAAGAAGGACGUAACCCUCAAAGGCCAAUACACCUCAACGCCAGCUAUAAUGUCAAAUAUAACAAUGGAGCUCCAAUAUUCAGACUACGAGAACGAGUACUUAAAACUAAAAUCUAUCCUCACGGAUAACUCAAAUGGACCUAUCAGGGAUUACAAAUUCGCACUCAAGUGUACUCAUCCAUCAACAAAUUUGAACCUCGAUAUGAAAUCAGAUAUAAAUAUACAUAGCCGGUGGUAUUAUUUGAAUAAUUACUAUAGAUUCCAAAAAACUUUGUUCUAUGAAAAGUUGAGACAUAACAAAUUGUUGGUUGAUAUGAAUAAAAGUGCAGUGCAAUACGAGCGCGCAAACGAAACUUAUUUCUACCGAGCCAACGGCACUUGGGAUCUCACGUAUCCUAACUAUAGAGUGCUUGCAUGGGUGCUCAGACCUACAGGCAACGACACGGGCAUAGCUACCUUGUCUAUGAAGGACAGAUCAUUUAUAGCACAUUAUAAUAGUACGGAUGAUAUAUCCUACCACAUGGUAGGCCGUAUAGGAGACACAAGGUCCGCAAAACUAGACGCCUGGCGCAACUUUGAUGAAAUCACCACAGUUGAUCUCGCAUCAUACAUCAGAUUGAAUCACUCGAGACUCCUUACGAGCUCAAUUAUUUGGAGACCACAGAUUUUCAGUCAAGUGAAGGGUCAAGCCAUUUACACUCUAAAGCUAUUGUACUCCCAAAUAAAUGAUACUCUUGUAAUCCUAAAGGAAGCGCCUAUGGAAGCUCAUUCUGCAUUAAAGAACAUUUGGUCGGACGCUAAACCAAGAAUCCGUGAUUUCUUAGACGAUUUAAACGAUCUACACGUCAUAAAAGAUGAUUUAGAUGACUUUGAGCUAUUUUUAAACGAAUCCUACAACAAUAACGACUUCUACGUCAAAGAUGUAGUAGAGUUUACAUAUUAUGUGCUUGACGAGAUGGCUAUACGGAAUCAUUUGGAAAAUCUGCCUGGAAUCAUCAAUGACAUGUGGGGCAUGAUGGGCAAUACAAGUCAAUCUAUUAAACAAAGUCUAACAUUCGUUGUGGACAGUGUUAAGAUGGCUUAUGCAAAUUUUUUGGACUCUAUGAACAAGAUUUUGGAAGCUGAUUUUAUGGAACUAGUAUCGGAUAAAUUGGAGGCAAUCAUAUUACAGUACGACAACUUUGUAAGGGACUUGCAUAUCAAGUUUUUGAAAUUUUGGGAAGAAACUUGGGUCAACGCAACAACCAGGUUUGCUAAAUACUGGCAAGAAUUACUAAAGUCAAUAGAACCGUUGUUCUUCAAAAUUUUACACUACACCGAGUCGAUUGUAGUAACUCUAUGGAAAGGAGUAAUGGACUUCUUCUAUGAUAGAACUCAGGAGUUGACGGACAAUCCAUAUUUUAACUAUGUGUCGACGUUUGGUCAUGAAAUGGACAAGAUAUACAAAGAUUUGGUAAACAACGACGUAUUAACAAACAUAAGGCAGUACAGUAAGAAGUUAUGGAACGUCGUUUGGAACAAGAUUGAACAAUACAUUCCUUUCAAGGACGAGGUGUUGCAACUGUAUGCAGAGUUCAGGAAUGCUUGGGAGAACUUCUUGAAGAACGAACAAGUUGUGUAUGUAAAAGAAAAGUGUAAAGAAGCCUACGUCCGCCUUAAGUGGUGGUACGAUUAUUUCAAAAUAGGUGAAUCGUUGGAUCAAGCCGGGGAGAUCAUCUACGACAAAAUCACUGACAUGGCCAAGACUGCGCUGCAGUACGAAGAAAUCCAUCGCACCCCAAAAACAAAUUUCAUCUUCGAUCCUCGCAAAGGCGAAAUCCUUCUCGAACAAAAACUGCCCAUGUCCUGGCACGCAUUCAACCGCACACCAGACUUCACCGAAAUCGCCGAAUACAGAGCAGUAAGAGAUUUCUUCGACAACUGGUUGACAACGAACCAUAAUAUCUGGCACUACUACUAUGAGAUACGUCCUUAUAUGGACAUUAACAACGUGUUACCACCGUUUGCAGGUAUGGCAGUAAUGACAGGCCAAGGUACUCUAGUGACUUUCGACAAGAGAGUCUUUACGGUGUCGGAAGAAGGCACGUUCGUACUCAGCAAGGAUUAUCGUCAGAACAACUUCACUGUUCUUAUGGAGAGCAAUGACCAGAGCAGAUAUAAUUUACUUGUCUUGACAAGGAGGAAUCUUAUACAUAUCGAUUUAUAUAAAGAGCAAGUAUCAAUCGGAUCCUCGCCCCUCCCCCUGCCAGCUGUCAUCGACGGAUUAAUCCUAGACAGGCAAACUGACACGAUCACCGUCCAGGGCCAGAACGGAAUGGAUAUACAGUGCAAUUUGCUCUUUAGGACUUGCAAGUUGCAGGUGACAGGCUGGUACUACGCAACUCUAGGCGGCCUACUCGGCACAUAUAACAACGAGCAAUACGACGAUUUCCAGCUGUCAAACAACACGUAUACGACGUCCGUUGCCGAGUUAAGCCUUAGCUGGAACAUAGAACCCAAUGACAAGCCACCAGUGGAAAACCACGAACUGAAAAAUGAUACGCAAUGCGAUAAGUUCUUCCAGAAUAAAGUCUCGCCUUUACAUCCGUGCUUUUCUAUAAUCGACGCAGCGCCUUUCUUCCUGGAAUGCGUGGCAGGCGUAGACGCAUGCGCACUCGCCAGCGCCUACCUUGAGCUGUGCAACAUGCAGCACGUACCAGUGCACAUUCCCGACCAUUGCGUGCAGUGCACUACACCGCAAGGCGACAUCAUUGAAGAAGGCUCAUUCUACGAUCUGCAAUACGUACCAAAUUCAACCGACGUCGUGUUCAUAAUAGAAGCUCAAUAUUGCAACAAGAAUAUGCGAAAGAUAAAGAACUUGGAUCUGUUUAUUGAGGCUUUCGAUGCUAAACUACAGGGCGGUGGAUUGGCUGAUAACAGAUACGCGAUCGUGGGCUUCGGCGGGCGCGGCGUAUACAGCAAGCCUCGAGCUCUAUACGUUAAUAACAAGGUGUUUACGAAUGCCAUUGAAAUCUCGCAGCACUUUGAUAACUUCCAUAUUGAGAAAGCCGAUCUGGUCCGUGGGAACCGCACAGCCAAGGCCGAUAUGUUCUCCGCUCUGAGCUUCGCGACAGCGCUGCCGUUCCGCGCAGGUGUGCCCAGAACUCUGGUUCUGUUUCCAUGCACCCGUUGCGACUCCAGUUUUAUGAGGCUGGACUAUUCGACUAUUCAUCACAACCUGGUGGAGAACUCCGUGACCCUACACAUUAUUAUGGACGACGACUUCAUGCUGUCGAAGAAACGCGUCGUUAAAUAUUUGUUCGGUAUCGACAGCAUGCUGGCAUACACAAACAAGGAUUAUGAACGUUUGGUGGGAGAUGCGAGCUUAAGGAAGCAAGUUAAAUUGCCCAAAGAGAAACUUAGCGUUUGUUCUUCCUUGGCUAUGGAAACCAAUGGAACAAUCUUCGCGGGCAGCAAGCUGUCGGGCGACCGCACGACGGCGCGGCGCUUCGCGACGGUGGCCGGCGCGCGCGCCGCGCAGACGGCCCGCGCCUGCGCCGCGCCGCCGCGCUGCGAGUGCCGCGACGCGCGCCUGCACUGCCGCGUCUGCGCCGACCCCGACCGGAUGAUGGAACUGGCAUUCUGGACGCCGGACGAUAUUGAAGACCUAAUCGACAUAGCGAUGGACCCUCCCACGCUGCCUUCUUUUAGAUAAUUUCUUUUACAUUAUUUAUUAACUAAGUUUUUAAAUGUAGAAUACAACUAUGUAAAUAUUAUAGUAACAUAAAAGACGGCUACAAUACAUACCUAGAUAUAAGUAUUUUAAAUAACAAUAGAUUGUUUUUUAUUCUCCCAUGUUUUUUUUUAUUUUACUAGAACCGUUACUUUCUU
This is a messenger RNA of Hyposmocoma kahamanoa, 11668 nucleotides long. RefSeq lists its product as uncharacterized. Gene Ontology annotation, molecular function: lipid carrier activity. Bases 51 to 11492 code for a protein of 3813 amino acids. The transcript has 65 exons. Gene Ontology annotation, biological process: lipid transport. NCBI's taxonomy places the organism in Eukaryota, Metazoa, Arthropoda, Insecta, Lepidoptera, Cosmopterigidae. The record is from RefSeq and is a predicted model, not a curated record.